AUACUAUUCUUCCAGGCAGAACUGAACGCAUAAGAGAAUGUUAGAACAUUUGUACUAAAUAAACCAUAAACCCCUCUACAUGGUAAGAGUAGAAGGCGUUUCAGUUGGUAGAUAAGAGAGGUUUGGAUUAAACAAACAACAUUAAUUAACAAGUGAUGAUCUGCUGAUAUAGUUGGGCCUAGUUGGGGUCCAUGUUAACCUAUUACGGCCUGUUGGAAUCGAGAUGAAUCCCCAAGUGGACAAGGUGGUGAGAAGAACGACUAUGGUGGCCACUGCUGUUGCGUCUUACUUACUCCUCACCGCUGAUUACGGCCCCGAGCCUAACGCUCUUGAUCCUAUCAAACAGAGAAUAGUAUCAGCUCAAGAUUCUGUCAAAGACUUCUUCUUUCCUUCAUCAAAGCACAAGUAGCAAGCGCGACAGACUAUCUGAAGCAACAAAGAUGUUUGCUGAACAUCAAAAACACCAACUUUCAUCAGUCUUUUGUUCUUUUCUUUGUCUCGUUUUCAGAAUUUACUCUUGCUCUCUCCACUCUUACUCUUUAACGACUAUAAGAUAUAAUGUUCAUAAUAACAUGUCAUAUGUGGAUUAGUUCC
Messenger RNA from Raphanus sativus (radish), 594 nucleotides. RefSeq lists its product as uncharacterized. The transcript is spliced from 3 exons. NCBI's taxonomy places the organism in Eukaryota, Viridiplantae, Streptophyta, Magnoliopsida, Brassicales, Brassicaceae. The coding region runs from base 224 to 409 and encodes 61 amino acids. The record is from RefSeq and is a predicted model, not a curated record.